AUGGAAUCAGCCAAUACACCGACUGAAUUAUCAGCUGGUGUAUUGGAAGAUGACCGUUUGAAGAUUACUGAUUUAUAUCCAAUCAUUUUAGUUCCAAUGUCAUUGAACGCACAUAAAGGCACGUUAAAUUCUUCAAGCCCUCCAAAAAAACUAAAAGUGAACCUACAUAACGAAACCAGUGUCCUCGUCACCUGGGAACCUCCAGAAAAACCCAACGGCAUCAUUAAGAAUUACAAAGUAUAUUACGACCUCUGGAACAACUCAACCUUCCACAAAUCAUUCAACUGGAAGUUCGUCAGCACCAGCGCCAGCACCCACUCAACAGUUCUCCACCACCUCCUCGCCAACUCCACCUACAUCAUCAAAAUCCUGGCCUCUAACAGUCUGGGGGAUGGUCUGUUAUCAGAUAGCGUCAAGAUUUUUGUCGGCAGUAAAACAGGUUGA
Messenger RNA from Helobdella robusta, 444 nucleotides. RefSeq lists its product as hypothetical. The record is from RefSeq and is a predicted model, not a curated record. The transcript is spliced from 3 exons. Lineage: Eukaryota; Metazoa; Annelida; Clitellata; Rhynchobdellida; Glossiphoniidae. Gene Ontology annotation, biological process: cell-cell adhesion. Gene Ontology annotation, molecular function: protein binding. The coding region runs from base 1 to 444 and encodes 147 amino acids.